Molecule: messenger RNA, 1961 nt
Organism: Centruroides sculpturatus (bark scorpion)
Lineage: Eukaryota; Metazoa; Arthropoda; Arachnida; Scorpiones; Buthidae
Product: clavesin-1-like
Exons: 5
Coding region: 216-1004 (262 amino acids)
Cellular component (GO): membrane
Molecular function (GO): phosphatidylinositol bisphosphate binding
Source: RefSeq, a predicted model, not a curated record
AUAACUAGAUGAGAUUAGAAAUGUACUGCGCCUAAACUGCAGUAUAUUAAGUUAACUGGUGAAGUGAGUUGAUUUUCCUAAAUAUCGUAUAAUAUAGAAUUUUUUAUAGAAUAAAUUUAUUAGACAAGUUUUUGAUAAAACAAUAAUUUUGCUUAAUCAGAAAAUAUAUACAGCGUUAACAAUUAAAUUGUGAUGUUAAUAACGUUAUUAUAGGAAUGGAAGCGAAGGAAUACACUUGGAACGAGAAAGAGUUAGAAGAAUUUCGGAUGGCUGUUCUAAAAGAAAAAGAUCUGAAAAGCAGAACUGAUGACAUAUUUCUCCUGAGUUUUCUACGAGCAAGAAAAUACGACAGAGAACGAGCAUUGAAACUACUCAAGAAUUAUUAUGCAAUAAGGAAAAAUUAUUCAGAUGUAUUCAAAGACCUAAGGCCUUCAGCAUUGGAAACAUUUUUACAAAUGGGAAUUAUGUGUUCCAAACGAAUAGAAACCGGUCAAGUGUUGGGACUCGGUAGAGUCAGCCAUUGGGAUGCAACUAAAGUGAAACCAAUAGAUGUAGUUAGAUGCGUAUUACUUCUUAUGGACAUGGAACUAAAUGACCAUCCAAUACAAGUAAAUGGUGUUUAUAUAUUGAUAGACGCCAAAGCAGUAUCGUGGAGACAUGCUAUCCAAUUUAGUCCAAGAAUACUUUACUUGAUAAUAGCAUGUUUUUAUCAAUGUGCCCCCGCUCUUCAUAAAGGGAUUCACAUCGUUAAUGUUAACAAGUACCUUCGUGCCAUUGUUUCAAUGGCGUAUCCAUUUUUUCCUUAUAAAUUAAAGCAAAGGCUUCAUUUCCACGGAUCCAAUAUGGAAAACCUCCACAAAGAGAUCGAUCCAAAAUACCUUCCUGCAGAAUUUGAUGGCGAAUUGCCUCCUUUUGAUGAGUCUGAAACUAAUCAGAAGUUGAGAGACUUGGAAGAAUUUUUUGUAGAAAACGAAAAAUAUUGGACUGAAGAAAAUAAUAUUUAAACAUUGAAAUGAUAAAAUUUUAUAUUUGAAGUAAUACAAUUGUACACCAUGAUUUUUCUUUAACAGUAGAGUGGUGCCAGUCACCUAUUUAACUCUUUUUAAAAAGAAAAUUAUUUUUGAAUUGAAAUGAUGUGACUGUCGAUGUGUUGCAGACUUUUCCGUAUAGUUAGUCUGGACCUUUUAUAUAUUUUCUCGCCUUUCGUUUGUCUAACAAAUUUCAGGAGAUUGAAGAAAGAGAGACCGACAGACAACCCAACAACAGUAGAAAUUUAUAGGUCUACUAUUUUUUAAAAUUUCUUCCCAAUAAUAAUAGUUUAAUAUUAACUGUUCUAAUAACUUAAGAUGCAUAUAGCUUAGCCUAUAUAAAUAGAGUGAAUUCUUUGUAUACCAACAUUUAUCGGAUGUGUAAUUUCGAAUUUCAACAGAUUUUCGAAUUAUUUUAUUUUGUAUGUAUUUACUGUACGUACUGUGCAAUAAAAAUGCACUUCUUUCACAGCUACGUUUAUCGUAUUAAUCACCAUUGAAUUCAGCGUAAUCCUUAUUGAAAAUUAAUAGGGCAAUUUAUUUUCUUACUUGCCUUAACUUUCCUAUCAAUCAGGUGUCUUCGUCGUUUUCAGACAUUAGCAAAUAUGACUGUCACUGUGUUUUUUUUUGUGUACACUAAUCUUCGUAAUUGGUAAAGUUUCUUUAAACAUGUUUAGGUAAGUGUUAUUAAACUGUUUUAACUGUAGGUAAGCAACCAUUUGUAAAAUAACGAACGAAAGACGGCGGUAUCUCGGUAGUCGAACAACUCGGUAUACGAACACAUCCUGGAAAAGUACGAAAGUUUAGACUAUUAAUAAUGUAUUUUUAUUUCUUUAUGUAUAUAAAUUGUUUAUGAUAAAAAUAAAAUGUAUGAAAAUAACACCUCUAAUCAAGUUCAACAAUAAAGUUGAGAAGAAAACGAUACUUUGUAAA